UACGCUUACGCAUCCUUAUACUUUAACUAAUGUUGAAUAACAAAAUACUUAAAACCAUUUUUAUAACUUAAAUAUCUUCAAUAAGUUUAUCAAUUAACGUUUUCCUACUUAAAAAAGUUAAAAUAAAGCUUAGAACAUCCACACUCACUAAAAAGUCAACCGCCUGUAAAGUUGCCAGCGGCUGUUCCUUACGUGAUAAAUAACACAUUGUUUUUUGUUUUAUAAACUGAACUCGUAUUGAAAUGGAUUCAAAACCUCACAUGAUCGAUACUUAUAGCAUAAAAUAUGAAGAAAAAGAAGUCGAGAAACGCGACACCUCAUUGGACAUAAACUUAUGCAAAAAAAAGUACGCCGAGUUAGGCGCGAUCUUCGAACAAGUCUUGAAACUAAAAAAAGACAAGUCAACAAAGUCUGCCGCAGAAUUGAAAGCUAAACGCCAUGAAGCUUCAUUGAUGAUUGUGUUGUUGAAAAAGGUUAAUCGACUGGAGAAGUAUCGAAUUCGCACUGGACGGGAAGUUUUGCAAAAAGAGAAACUCCGCGUGGACAACAAUAGACUUCACCUCCAAAAUCUUCUCUAUGAGAUUAGUUAUCUGAAGAAAGAAAUCCAACGUUGCUAUCAAUUCACAAGCUGUGAUGAGUACAUUAAUCUUGUUUCGGAAGCUGAAUUCUAUGAAAAAGCUCCAUUGUCUAUAUCACGACCCGAAGCAACAAAGGUUUCGGAGCACAUUAAGAGAUUAGCAAUGCUUGAAUGGGAGCUACAGCAACGCAAGGAAUUAUCGCUGCUGUGUGAGGACUUGGUAUGUCGCAAAGAUAUUGAGAUUAAGAAAAUCUCGAGCACAAACGAGCGACUAGAAUCAUUUGGGCCAUCUCUAUCAACGCUACUCAAAGCUACCAAGCGUUUGCAGACUAUUUUGGGUCUCGACAUAGAGAAAGAGUGGGAAGUGAAUGGCAUCGCUAAGCUCCUACCGCAGUCAUUGUACAUGUUGUACAUGAAGCUUUCUUCCUUUGCCCAGUCAUUUUGUCCUUCUUUGAAUGUCACUGUAGAAGGCACAGAAGAAGACGUACGUCAGUAUGAAUUAAAUAAGGGCGAAGAUGAGUCUCAGGACUACGAACAAAAUAGUGACGGAGAGGAAGUCGAAUCGAAGCGAAAGAAACACUCAAACAAAUCUGAGAACACUGAAAAGAAAACGAAAAUUAACUUCGAGCCCUUUCCGUUGUUAAUCAAAUUCACUAUUAGUCGGUGUGAAGAACCAAAAGGAAAUAUUUCAAUCGAAGUCAGGUAUUUCCCAACUCUGGGUUUCGCUACAGCUGCGUCUAGCUUGAAUAUGGAUAACUUGCCCAUGACGGAUGUUAUUUCAUCGGAGAACAUUCUCAACUACUUGUACGAGGCUGAUUCCGGUGAUAUAAACCCAUCGUUGAAGUCGAAAUACCAGCUCCAUGAAAUAAUGGGAAAUGAAAAGGAUUGCCUUAAAUGUCUCGAAGAAAACAAGCAUGGAAAACCCUAUAAAUGGGUUCAAAAACUAUGUGGCUUAGAGUUUUUCGAUCAUGUUCAAGCCAAUGAACCACAAUCAAACACAGAUAAGGAUGUAACCGUUGGGGAAAUUAUCAAGAAAAUCAAAUCUCAAUGGAGUUCCCGAUUGAACUUGUACAAGCAACUUUAUCAGUUGGAGAGCAAGAGUAGUAAUAUAUUCUUGAAGAAGUUCAACUUUAUCAAUGUUUCGUUGUGCAGCAGCAUCACACUGUGGGCACCAAUCACCUGGGAAGACUUUUUGCAGAAGAACUCGCAGCACAUGUUGAGCAAGAAGAAGUUUUUGAAACCUGGAAAUUUACUUUAUCGUGCUGUCAUAACCCGAGGCAGCAAUAAACUAGAGUGCUUUAUAAGCAUUUCACCAAACUUCCCAACGAAAUCUCCUGUUUGGACAUUCUCUGUAUCAAUGGAUAGUAAGAACGCAGCUAGCAGAAGUACUGCUAUCAAAGACAUGGAAUACUGGACGAACUCGCUGAUUCAGUCACAAUUGAAGAGCAAGUCGUCGUUGUUGCUAUCACAGAUGGUUCGAACUCUGUGCAGCUUUGAUAUAUUUGUCGAAACGGAGGCGUCUGAACAGAUAUUGCCGGAAUUUACACAGGAUAAGGUUAUGUUGAAAUCACACUCGAAACGGAACAGGGGACUUCCGCUGAAAUAUCUUAAAAAUUCUGUCUUUAAACACUUUUAACUUUAAAAAACUUAUAAUUACAUAAUUUCUUUAAGAUCAGAAAUACAAAAACAAUGUUCACUUUUCAA
Messenger RNA from Eupeodes corollae, 2281 nucleotides. RefSeq names its product THO complex subunit 5 (gene thoc5). Gene Ontology annotation, molecular function: mRNA binding. Gene Ontology annotation, cellular component: THO complex part of transcription export complex. Lineage: Eukaryota; Metazoa; Arthropoda; Insecta; Diptera; Syrphidae. The transcript has a single exon. The coding region runs from base 243 to 2213 and encodes 656 amino acids. The record is from RefSeq and is a predicted model, not a curated record. Gene Ontology annotation, biological process: mRNA export from nucleus; positive regulation of DNA-templated transcription, elongation.